UAAUUUUAUUGGAAUGUAAAUAAUAAUAAUAAUAUGCUUUAUUUGAAAACACUAUGUCACAUUCACAUGUGAAACAAGAGGUAAGCAUGUACAAAAUACAAUCACAUACAAUCAUAAAAAGAAAUAAAACAACUCUAAAAUGGAAUAUAUAAAUAAUUACUAUACUUUAUAAUACUUUAAUUAACUUUGAAACGAAUAAAGAUACAUUUUUAGUGCCUUUAUAUUACCCAAUGAUAGUAAUCCUUUCAUUUUUGCUGCGCUGGGAUAUUCAACAUAGUACUGAAGAAUGUGUUGAUUUCUGAUAUUUUUUACUAAGAUGGAAUUGCAUUCGAAUAAGCAAUGGUAUUCAUUACCAAUAGCAAUCGAACACAUAUUACAUACCCUCUCUUCUUUCGGAAUAUAGUAUCAUCUACCCAGCUCUACUGAAAAUUUCACAUUACAGCAUCUUAAUUUAGAAAUAUAUUCACGUUCAAUUGGUGAUAAUUGUACAAGAUACUUUUCUAGACCAAACUUUGUUUUAAACAGACCGUAAAAUUCACCUCUGGAAGAAUUGUCAAUUUGACUAGACCAUUUUUGAAUGUAUGCAUCUUUCGGAAUUUUCUUUCAGAACCGGCGUGUUUCAAUUGAUUUAUAUCUACUGGCAAUUGCUGAGUCCAAACAUAGCUAAGUCCAGAAUUGUCUAAAAUCGAUUUAAGAUAGUCAAUCCACUAGAACGUGUAAUCAUCUUUUAAGUUGAACAUUAUUUGAUACAUGAUAUUGCUUAGUUUGUUUUCAUUGGCGAGAAGUUUAUUCCAAAAAACAUUCUAACUUUUAUUAUGGUAUCUAUUGGUGUACGACCAAGUUCUCCAUAUAUCAUAAAAUUUGUUGUCGAGGAUCUAAUUUUUAACACAUUUCGGCAAACCUGUAGUUGAGUUUUUCCAGCAUGUAAUUGUUUCCGACUCCCCAUAUUUCACUCCCAUAUGUCAGAAUGGGAAGUAUAAGUGCAUCAAACAGUUGUAAUUGCAAGUCGAUAUGUAUUGAGAGGUUACGUAUCUUUUUUAUAAAGACUAAAUGAUGCUUUCUGUGCUUGUUCGCUUAGACGUUUUUGUUUUUUUUUUGCUGUAGCAAAUGAACCAUUGUAAUUAAAAGUUAGUCCUAGAUAAAUGAAAAAGGAUCUUGAAUUUCAAUAGACUGGUUAAAAAGUUGACACUUUGGUAAUUUUCGUGAUUUCCGUUUGCAGAACACAACCUUUGUCUUCGAAUACUAUUACCUGGUAAGUUAGCCUGAAAAAACUGAUUUGUACAAAGCGGCAUAUUUUAAUGUCAUCUUAACUAUCAUUUAUAUAUGCAUGUUAUAUUUGCUGAAUGAUUAUUAAUGUACCCAACCUGCUAAUUCAUUAAGGUUAUCAGGGUAAAUUAACAUUUGCCAUUAAACGUACAAAAGAUUGAUUACUGAUUAAUCGUAAAAUAUUUGAGAUACUAGGAGAAUUUUGCUAUUAAAACGGGCAGUACAUACCUACUUAUGAUAAAAGUAAAGCAGAAUACGUGUUCCCAUUUUGUGAGUGUUUGUACUGGAAGUGACGGACAUAAAUGAACAUUUUAUGAUGAUAACAGUCUUGAUUGAACCAUUUCUAACACCUUUUAAAAAAUUGCUAAAUGACGCGUUGAAAUUUCCCGUAAUUUAACGUCUAUUAUUAUGACGUCAAUGUGGAGUAAACGUUUCGAAGUGCAAGUAAACAGCAAUGUUCACUAUCUAUGAGUGAAAAAAGACAUGUUUAUGAAAGGUUCCAUACCAUGUGGAUGAUGAAUUUUAUAAUUGUGCUGUUGUUAGUGCUGGUUGGAUUGACAGAAAGGACACAUGCCGAAAAUACUGCAGUAGUUAAUGGACAAGUAAAAUCCAUAAAAAGAAACAGUUGUCAAUUGAACUGCAAGCUCCCGAAUUUUCUGCAAGUACUAUGUAAUCCAUUGAUACCUCACCUUCAUUGUAAGAAGUCGUCGGUUGAGAAAACAAUCAAAAAAUUAACUCAGGUUGAAAACACCAUCAAAUGUUAUUGCAUGUGGCAUGCAGUUCUCAGGGAUGGAAGAGUGGAUAAAAGUGUUUUUGCCCAGAUGGUUGACUACACGCCUUACAACAAAACAAAACAACUGAGGGUUAGGUUGUCAACACUGGGAAGAGAAUGUCAAGCUUUUAACGAUCAACUAUGUGUAGGAAGACUUAAAGACACUAGAGAAGGAUUAUUUUCCAAAAAUGAUGGUUUGCGAGCCCUCCUUGAAAAGGAACAAAAACAAUCAAAGAAAGAGAAGGAUAAUGGUAUAACACUCUCCGAUCAAGAAGAAAUUAUAAUGUGGUUUGGAGUUGCUGGUGGUGCCAUUGUCUUCAUUAUUUGCAUAUUUUUUGUAAUCAGGCUAAACAAAGAUUCAUCUGCAAAAACAACAAAGUAUGAUAAAGGCAGCCUUGAUGUAGAUGGAGGAUUGUCACGAGAUAAACGGGACACCUGUUGUGAUUCAUUUAUGGACAAGCUUAGACGUAACAGUAGAACAAGUCUAGCAGAAAAGGAAAAACUAUUACAACAGAGGGUAAUCAUCCAGAAAAAUCCAAUACCACAACCUCAUUCUUAUCCAUCAGAAAAAAAGAAGGAGAAAAGGAAGAGCGAUAGAAAGCAAAUAGCAGAAGACGGUACGAAUUCAAAGUCAACCCAGUGUGGUACGGUUGACUUUGAUGUGUCACUGACAUCGUUUAGUGUGUCAACAGAGGACGCACGAACGAAGACUUUGACAGGAAUGAAAAUGGCGGAAAGUGAAUCUGAUGGAGAGGAAGCUAGAAUGUUUCACAGCUCAUUGAUGUAUGGCAAUAAUGACACACCUGAUAAAACAAGGAACAGAGUAAAGUCAAGUUCUAGCUUAGUAUCAAAUUGAAUGCAAUGUUUAAUCAUUAAAGAUAAUUAUGGAUGACAAGAGCAAAUAUACGUUUUGAAUUUUAAAGCACCAUUCUAUUACAAAAUAUAUGACGAAUUUAAAUAAAAUGAAUUUUUAAAACAUCAA
This is a messenger RNA of Mytilus californianus (California mussel), 3020 nucleotides long. RefSeq lists its product as uncharacterized. The transcript is spliced from 9 exons. Bases 1734 to 2894 code for a protein of 386 amino acids. The record is from RefSeq and is a predicted model, not a curated record. Lineage: Eukaryota; Metazoa; Mollusca; Bivalvia; Mytilida; Mytilidae.